AUGGCUGACAAUCAGAUCAGCCUGCCAGCCAAACUUAUCAAUGGAGGCAUUGCUGGACUGAUUGGCGUCACUUGUGUUUUUCCAAUUGAUCUGGCAAAAACACGCCUUCAAAACCAGCAAAAUGGGUCACGCAUCUACACUAACAUGUCUGACUGUCUGAUGAAAACUGUGCGGUCUGAAGGAUUUACUGGGAUGUACAGAGGGGCUGCUGUUAAUCUGACUCUUGUGACUCCAGAAAAGGCCAUCAAACUGGCCGCCAAUGAUUUCUUCAGACAGCAGCUCUCCAAAGAUGGGCAGAAGUUGACGCUGGUUAGAGAAAUGUUAGCUGGUUGUGGUGCCGGGACCUGUCAGGUGAUUAUAACCACUCCGAUGGAGAUGCUGAAGAUCCAGUUGCAGGAUGCCGGCAGAUUAGAGGCCCAGAGGAAGCUGAUUGGUCCGGAUGCUGUAAGGGGCCGGGCCAAAGAUUGCACUUUUCAUUUGAAGUCUCCCUCAGCUCUCCAGCUCUCCAGAAAUCUGCUGAAGCACAAAGGCAUCGCUGGUCUCUAUACAGGACUGGGGGCCACUCUAUUACGGGAUGUGCCCUUUUCUAUCAUCUACUUCCCACUGUUUGCUAACCUGAAUAGUCUGGGCAGGAGAAACGCUGAUGGUUCGGCUCCGUUUUACAUCUCUUUCCUGUCCGGCUGUCUUGCAGGAUGUGCUGCGGCUGUUGCGGUCAAUCCUGUGGAUGUGAUAAAGACCAGACUUCAGUCUUUGACCCGAGGACAUCAUGAGGACACUUACAGUGGAGUAAGAGACUGUAUCAGUAAGAUUCUCCGUCACGAGGGCCCGUCUGCUUUCCUGAAGGGGUCUUACUGUCGUGCACUGGUCAUCGCGCCGCUGUUUGGCAUCGCACAGGUGGUUUAUUUCCUCGGAGUUGGUGAAUUUGUUCUCAGCCUCCUGCGUGGACAAAUAAACUAA
Danio aesculapii is the source of this 957-nucleotide messenger RNA. It is a transcript of the gene slc25a22b, whose product is annotated as solute carrier family 25 member 22b. Bases 1 to 957 code for a protein of 318 amino acids. The record is from RefSeq and is a predicted model, not a curated record. Gene Ontology annotation, biological process: aspartate transmembrane transport; malate-aspartate shuttle; L-glutamate transmembrane transport. Gene Ontology annotation, molecular function: L-aspartate transmembrane transporter activity; L-glutamate transmembrane transporter activity. NCBI's taxonomy places the organism in Eukaryota, Metazoa, Chordata, Actinopteri, Cypriniformes, Danionidae. The transcript has 10 exons.